Molecule: messenger RNA, 1454 nt
Organism: Rhineura floridana
Lineage: Eukaryota; Metazoa; Chordata; Lepidosauria; Squamata; Rhineuridae
Product: olfactory receptor 5G9-like
Exons: 2
Coding region: 294-1346 (350 amino acids)
Biological process (GO): G protein-coupled receptor signaling pathway; sensory perception of smell
Cellular component (GO): membrane
Molecular function (GO): G protein-coupled receptor activity; olfactory receptor activity; odorant binding
Source: RefSeq, a predicted model, not a curated record
UUAAGGGCCAAGUGCAGCUAGGAAGAUUAGUGAAGAAGGAUAUAGAGCAAAGCUCCUUAUGGUACCACUAUAGCACCAAUAAUCAUGAGGCUGGCAAUCAUUUUAAGGACUCUUUUGUAGCCUAUUUUAAUUUUGGGGGGAGAAAACAUUAUUGAAAUUCAUCAGAUAACCUACCAGAUCACCAAUUUUCCUACCAGAUACGCUGUUGCCUCAGAAAAGCUACUGAGAAAAAUCAUUUAUAGUGUCACUGGUCUGUCUGCUCCUGAUUCUGUCUCUGUGUCUCUCUCUCUGCAAUGGCAACAGAUACCACAGGCUUCUAUCCAGAAGCUGCACAGAGUUUGUUUCCAACGAUCUGGAUAAAACAACAACACCUGGGUAUAAUGUCUGAAGAAAACGCCACCACUGUGAUCAAGGAGUUUGUAUUUGUAGGAUUAACAAGCAACCCUACGCUGCAGACCAUUCUCUUUUUUGUGUUCCUGGCUAUUUAUAUGACCACCUUGGUUGAAAAUCUGGGAAUGAUUGCCUUAAUAAGGGCCAGUCCCCGCCUCCAUACCCCAAUGUACUUCUUUCUCAGCAGCCUGUCUUUCCUGGAUGUAUGCUUCUCUUCUGUGUUUGCUCCAAAGGCAUUAGUGGAUUUUCCAGCAGAGAAAAAGUCCAUUUCCUUUAUUGGGUGUGCAAUGCAAAUGUACUUUUUUGUAGGUCUAGGGAGUGCAGAGUGCUUUCUCUUGGCUGCAAUGGCAUAUGAUCGUUAUGUGGCUAUCUGUAAACCACUUCUGUAUCCCGUCCUCAUGUCUCCUAGAGUCUGCUUUCUUUUGGUGGUGGGGUCGUAUAUUCUUGGGCUUCUACAUUCUCUCCUUCAUACAAUCUUCACCUUCAGACUGUCAUUCUGUAGGACUAAUGUGAUCAACCAUUUUUUCUGUGAUAUCACUGCACUUUUAUCAAUUUCCUCUUCUGAUAUCUAUAUCAAUGAACUGCUGAUCUUUUACGUAGCUGGUCUUGUAGAAGUAACCACGAUACUGAGUGUCGUGGUUUCUUAUACCUAUAUUCUUACCAACAUUGUGAUGAGGAUCGGCUCAGCUGCAGGGAGGCUCAAGGCCUUCUCCACUUGCACCUCACACCUCACUGUCGUUACCAUCUUCCACGGGGCCAUUCUCAUAUUACACUUCCGGCCAAACUUGAGCAGUGGAUCCUUUGUUCAAGAUAUAACUGACAAAAUACUUUCAGUGUUCUACACAAUUAUCAUUCCAUUGCUGAACCCUUUGAUUUACAGCCUGAGAAACAAGGAGGUAAAGGGCGCCCUGGGAGGUUUUUGGAGGAAGGUGUGUCACAAAAUAAUUAGGUCAUGAAACUUAGGUCAGGAAUUGGAUGUGGUGUUAUUAAAUCUAUAAGAUUUGAAAUGAAAGAAAGAUGAAUCCAUCAGAAUACCUCUGGCCUCUAUGUACUAAUUUGGUGAG